CCAAGCUGUCGUUAUCCGCCUCUCUAUUCAUGAGCAUGCUUGUGCUCGUUCAGUCGGCGCGGGCGGCUGCCGCUAGCGCCGUCGUCUUCCACUGGUGGUCCGUCGUCGUCUCCGCCCUCCUGUUUCUCAACGUCGUGAUCAUGCCGCUCAAGGCGUACAUCUCGGAGCCGUUUCCAUGGACAUUGACACUGCAAGAGAGCACGAGUGGCUGCACCAGCAACUUCACGGCGUGCGAGGCAUCGCUUUUGUCUGUUUUCCGCGCUCGCAGCCGCAGCAUGCCCAAAGGUACAAACUACGUCUUUGGUAGCACGUUCGAUUUGGUGCGAGUGCCGCUGACGAUCGGCACCCAAUCCAACGAUGGCGCAUCGUUUUUGCUUCAGACCAUGUAUGGUCAGUUUUACUCGACGCGCGUGCGUCGCGAAAUCCUCGAAGUCGGCGCCCAUCGCCGCAACGCCUCGGACUUUCACGCGCUACAGAUCUCGCGCAUGGCGGGCGUUGUCGCUGCCUACACCGUCUUCUGGACCGACGUAAGCAGCGCGGAGAACGCAUCUCAGAUACAUCUGUACGUUGGCUUGCAUUUACCCUCGUACUCCGCAGCGUGGCACUGGUGCAAGUUUAUCGGGCGCUGUUGCAUGGCUGGUGUUCUCGCGCGGCUCAUGUGGCGACGCUACUACCAACACUUUGUGCACUUGGCAAAGAGUUUGCGUCGGGUGGGCCUUCCCAACACAGCGCCCAAGCAGCGCUAUUACGUGCUUGUAGGUGACCCAACGAGCCUUGUGCUCUUGGAGCCGAGUCUAUGUUGCUUGUUCAUUUGCGAUUUUUUUGCCAGUUCCGACUUUGCUUCCCGCGCCCUCGUGCGCAUUUGCCAGACGCACGACUGGGUAGCGUUCCUCACGGCGAGCUUGUACCUCUCGCGGACAGUCUGGUGUGGGUAUGCGUCGAUGGCUGUCGUCUCCAAGGUGCUUCAAAAAUAUCCGUCGAUCGCCUUCAAGCCCGUGGACCCGGGUAUCUUAGCUGUCGCGGUCUUUAUUGCUGCGGGCCUCUGGCUCAUUAUCAUCAUUUACGCUACGAUGGGCUCGUGCCUGCUCUCGGAACGCGGUCAAGAGGAGGGUACCGAGGGGCUGCUUGGCGCCGUCUUUUUCGUCGCUGUCUUUGCAUCGUUCCCGCUUCUCUAUGGAUUUGGUAUGCCUCUCUUGUGCCGCUACUGGCGCCGCGUGCAAGUGGCUCCGGGACCCCGCGUUGCGGUCACGACCAUGAGCUCGCACCUCGGUGGUGCCUACGACACGAACGACGCCAAGCACCGGUGGCUCCUUCGCGUAAAUCUUCUCGUGUUUCGCGCCUUGAUCAAGACGUCGGGGAUUCAAUCGACGGGUGGUAGUCUAAACGCGCUCUUCGCCACCGACGCUUGCUACAAGCGGUACCGGGGUAUUAGUCAAACGGGGGCCGACGCCUACAUCCUCUAUGCAGCGACGUCGGCGGAUGCUAGCAACGGGCGCUGGACGAGCGUUCGACUUGGCCUCCUAAGCUGCGCGCACACGCUGCCAAUGAUGUGCGACGCCACCAAGAUGCCACCCGCGUGCGCCGUUGGCUGGCUCGAGCUCCACCCGUCGCUACAACUGAAUCGCGGCGUCGAUUCGUCGCCAUGGACGAUGUAAUAGUCCGAGUGUUAUGUUCUAUUGAAUCCGAGAGAAAGGAUUACGAGCAAAAACAAUAUAUGCAGAGCAAUGAUGCUGAUGGUACAACAACUGCAACGUUCCAGUCAUCCAAC
Messenger RNA from Saprolegnia parasitica CBS 223.65, 1768 nucleotides. RefSeq lists its product as hypothetical. Lineage: Eukaryota; Oomycota; Saprolegniomycetes; Saprolegniales; Saprolegniaceae. The transcript has 3 exons. Bases 30 to 1655 code for a protein of 541 amino acids. The record is from RefSeq and is a predicted model, not a curated record.